Molecule: messenger RNA, 621 nt
Organism: Brenthis ino (lesser marbled fritillary)
Lineage: Eukaryota; Metazoa; Arthropoda; Insecta; Lepidoptera; Nymphalidae
Source: the annotation of a GenBank genome assembly
AUGUGUAGUGCGAUUUUGAGUGCUCGACCCACAGAUGCUGCCAUGUCUCCCACCGCCCUCGGCGGAGAUCUACCUCAGUGGUGUGGCAAAACUGAAAACUGCCCACAAGCUCUUCUAGGCUGGCUUUACUUGACCCACGACCAAAACGACCAGUGGGUACCGGGCUCAGUAUGGGGACCGUUACCAACCGCAGCGACCGGAUCCACCCAACAGGCAGACGAUACGAGCUCUCUGGCAGAACAACUCGCAGCACUAUCUCUGCGCCGCCCCCCGCGACCGCCACCCCCGGCAUACAUGUGCCACUUGUGCUUCAAGAAAGGACACUACAUUGGAGACUGUCCACAGGCACGGCCGAAAGGCGAAGGUUUGACGCCAUACCAAGGCAAGAAACGAUGUUUCGGCGAAUAUAAAUGCCCAAAGUGCAAGCGUAAGUGGAUGAGUGGUAACUCCUGGGCUAACAAUGGUCAGGAAUGCAUAAAGUGUCGCAUCAACGUGUUCCCACACAAACAGAGACCGCUCGAAAAACCUGAUGGGUUGGACGUUAGUGAUCAAUCAAAGAUUCACCCGCAGCAUCUGUGCCAGAAAUGUCGCUCUCUCGGCUAUUAUUGCCGACGCGAAUAU